Messenger RNA from Pyricularia pennisetigena, 249 nucleotides. RefSeq lists its product as uncharacterized. The record is from RefSeq and is a predicted model, not a curated record. The coding region runs from base 1 to 249 and encodes 82 amino acids. Lineage: Eukaryota; Fungi; Ascomycota; Sordariomycetes; Magnaporthales; Pyriculariaceae. Gene Ontology annotation, cellular component: Fanconi anaemia nuclear complex; FANCM-MHF complex. Gene Ontology annotation, biological process: replication fork processing; resolution of meiotic recombination intermediates. Gene Ontology annotation, molecular function: chromatin binding; protein heterodimerization activity. The transcript has 2 exons.
AUGAAGAAGCAAAGAAACGCCACUCCUCAGUUCAUAGGUGCUCUGACAGACAUGGUUUUCACUCAAAUUGAGAACGUCGCCAAGGAUCUGGAGAGCUUCAGCAGCCAUGCAGGCCGCAGCACGAUCACGACGGACGAUGUGUUGCUCCUCGCGCGGAGGAACGAGGACCUGCACAACAUCAUCAAGCAGGAGGUUGAUCAGCAAAAGGCCAACAAGGCAAAGGCUCGCAAGGGAAAACAGAACCAGUAG